CUCUUUAGUUGUACUCGCUUGGUGGAGCUCUGCACAAUGAACUAUGCAAAGUUGCUGUUACGAGAUCGAGCCAUCGUAUCUAUUGAGGAAUUCUGGACUGGCGUUUCAGUUACUGUUUUCCUUUAUUAAUUUGUACUAGUUGGUGGGAUGAACUUGGUUUGAGGGCAGUGAAUGUACUUGCUUUUUGCAUUGCCCCAACUGCAGUGAGGUAGAGCGAUGCCAAAGGUGAGGACAAACCGUACGCAAUAUCCUGAUGGAUGGGAGUUGAUUGAGCCCACCCUUCGUGAGCUAGAUGCCAAGAUGAAGGAAGCGGAAACUGAUCCUCACGAUGGGAAGAGGAAGUGCGAAACUCUGUGGCCUAUUUUCAAGGUUUCCCAUCAGAGAAGCCGAUACAUUUUCGACCUCUACUACAACAAGAAUGAGAUAUCCAAGGAGCUCUUUGAGUUCUGCUUGGACCAAGGCUAUGGGGACAAGAACCUUAUCGCCAAAUGGAAAAAGCCAGGAUAUGAACGACUGUGCUGCCUCCGAUGCAUGCAGACGAGGGAUCACAACUUUGGCACGACUUGUGUGUGCAGAGUUCCUCAAAAUCUGAGGGACGAGCAGGCUGUUGAAUGUGUACACUGUGGCUGCAAGGGUUGCGCAAGUGGAGAUUGAUUGCUGCCGUUGCUAAGGAAGAAACCCUUCUGUCUCCUUCUUGAAGCUGUAUUCGGAGCCCAGGUCCUAAUAUCCUCUUCUUUAAGUAAUCUCUCUGCAUAGCGGAAAAUGAUCAACACAGUAACUACUCAGCAUGUCAUGUGUAGUGAUAUAGCUUCAGUAUCCUGAAGUUAUUGAGUUAUGUUAAUGGAUCAAAUGAUGUGGAGUUGUUGACUGACUGGUUGAGUGAACGUUGAGAUAUAGAAAGUAUUGAACAGUUGCUUUGUGAUCUUGAAUUGAGUUUG
Messenger RNA from Linum tenue, 938 nucleotides. NCBI's taxonomy places the organism in Eukaryota, Viridiplantae, Streptophyta, Magnoliopsida, Malpighiales, Linaceae. The record is from the annotation of a GenBank genome assembly.